AUGAUCCUAUAUUAUAUUAAAACAUUUAUGUAUAUUUUUGUUUUAAGGAUAUUAGUAUUUUUUCAUAAGAUAAAUGCUGAAAUUCUUUUAUAUGAAAAUCAAAAGUAUAUACAUCAAUAUAAUUUAACUCAUAAAAGAUGUCUAACAGAACGUAUUUCAGUAGAUAAUUCAAAUAAGAACCGAAAUCAAAAGAUUAUAUUAAAAGAUAAAUUAUCAUGUAAUACUUUAAAAGAGAAAAAAUGUUUACUGAGUAAUAAAAACGUUCCUAAUCCAAGAAAAGGCAAAAAAAAAAAAGUGGAAAAUAAAUUACUAUAUAAAAAUGAUAAAAAAUUAAAGACAAAUAAAUCAAAAAAUUCGGAUAGCUUAAUUAAUAGAAUUAAAAACAAUUUAUAUGAGAUUAUAUUUAAAGGGAAAUAUUUUUGGAGGGAGUUAGCAUGUUUUUUAAGAAACUUAGGUAUUUUUGCAUCUAUUAAUUUGCUUUUGGCUAUUUUUAGUUUUAUCGCUACUCUUAUUCUAAGUGAAUGUUGUUAUACUUUUAGUGCAUUUCUGAUCGCUUUUGGUAGUGUUUAUGGUAUUACAGUAUUUAUAAUGUUAAUUACAAUUGUUAUAGUUGGAUUGCUUGUACUCUGGUUAUGGCCUAAAGAUGAUAAACUGGUUAAAGAAAAAGUAUUCGGACACAAAUAA
Messenger RNA from Plasmodium falciparum 3D7, 684 nucleotides. RefSeq lists its product as uncharacterized. Lineage: Eukaryota; Apicomplexa; Aconoidasida; Haemosporida; Plasmodiidae. The record is from RefSeq and is a predicted model, not a curated record.